Messenger RNA from Cyprinus carpio (common carp), 811 nucleotides. RefSeq names its product ubiquitin-conjugating enzyme E2T (putative) (gene ube2t). The transcript is spliced from 7 exons. The coding region runs from base 130 to 714 and encodes 194 amino acids. The record is from RefSeq and is a predicted model, not a curated record. Lineage: Eukaryota; Metazoa; Chordata; Actinopteri; Cypriniformes; Cyprinidae.
GAAAUACGCUGCAUUAUGACAACGUUUUAGUAGAAAAUAUCUUGACCAAACUGAGUUUACAGUCUACAUUUAUGAUUAACGUUGGGCUGCUAGUGAAGGGAAAUGCGCUGUUACUAAUGUGCCGUGGUUAUGCAGAGAAUCAGUCGUCUGAAGCGGGAGCUGCAGCUUCUCAGCGCUGAACCUCCUCCAGGAGUGUCCUGCUGGCAGACUGAGGGACGGGUGGACGAACUACAGGCCCAGAUUGUUGGAGGUGCAAACACUCCCUAUGAAGGAGGCGUGUUCACACUGGAAAUCAACAUACCUGAGAGGUAUCCAUUUGAGCCUCCAAAGAUGCGUUUCCUGACGCCCAUCUAUCACCCCAACAUCGAUAAUGCAGGACGCAUUUGUCUUGAUGCUCUGAAACUGCCACCAAAGGGAGCUUGGAGGCCAGCACUCAAUAUUUCAACACUGCUCAGCUCCAUACAGUUACUGAUGGCCGAACCGAACCCUGACGACCCACUCAUGGCUGAUAUAUCCUCAGAAUUUAAAUACAACAAACCACUAUAUCUAGAGAAGGCAAAGAAAUGGACGGCAGAACAUGCAGUUCAGAAGAACAAGGGUUGUGUGGAGGCCGAAGAAAAGACUCCCGAGAAUAAAAAUAAGAAAACUGCACACAAGAGAGAGGCACUUAGUGCACAGGAGAAUUUAGAGCACACCAAGAAAGUAUGCAUGUAGUAGGCCAAUAUUUUACAAAUUACUGAUUUUAAGUUUAUUAUACAAAUCAUUUCUUUGUGGUAUUUUUUUUUUUUUCUUGUUUACAGUUGGUGAUAUG